Messenger RNA from Arachis ipaensis, 2340 nucleotides. RefSeq names its product transmembrane protein, putative (DUF247). NCBI's taxonomy places the organism in Eukaryota, Viridiplantae, Streptophyta, Magnoliopsida, Fabales, Fabaceae. The record is from RefSeq and is a predicted model, not a curated record.
AUGGUUAUGGUGACGAGAGAGGAUGUGGAGGACGCUUCCAAAGAGGUAAUAGAUCAUUUUAUCAAGCAUCAAGACCUUAGUGCCAAGUUUAUGGCCGUUUUGGCCAUAUUGCUUGAUGACACUGCUUCAAUCGGUUCAAUCAAGACACUCCACUCAUCACAAAAUUCACAAUUCAAUCAACCAUCUAAAUUUACCAAUUCUACAUCAUCUUCAGUUUCUUCACAAACAAGCAAUCGCACAACAUCACCUCCUCCACCAACUCCUUUUUACAACCUCACUGCCUUUAUGGAUGUUCCUUCCUCUAUAUCUGAUCCAAAUUGGUAUCCCAAUACUGGAGCUUCACACCAUAUUGCCAUCAAUGAAGAUGAAGAGAAGUCAGCAGAGUCUGAAUGGGUGAUCUCCAUGAAUGAAAAACUAGAACAGGCUAAUCAAGACGAUGCAGCGAGUUCAUGGGCCAAACUAUCAAUAUACAAAAUCCCUCACUACAUAAGAGAUGGUGGCGAUGACAAAGCUUUUGCACCACAAAUUGUGUCAUUAGGACCUUACCACCAUGGCAAAAGGCGCCUUCGCCAAAUGGACCGGCACAAAUGGCGUUCCCUUAAUCGUGUCCUUAAGCGUACCAAGCAGGACAUUAGGCUUUAUCUUGAUUCAAUGAAAGAGAUAGAAGAGAAAGCGCGCGCCUGCUAUGAAGGGCCAAUCAGUUUGAGCAGCAAUGAGUUUGUGGAGAUGUUGGUUCUUGAUGGUUGUUUUGUCCUUGAGCUAUUUAGAGGAGCUACUGAAGGGUUCACACAACUCGGCUAUUCUAGGAACGAUCCGGUUUUCGCAAUGCGUGGAUCGAUGCAUUCCAUUCAGAGAGACAUGAUCAUGCUAGAAAAUCAGCUUCCCUUGUUUGUGUUAGACCGCCUUGUAGGAAUUCAACUAGGUAACCCUGACCUGAAAGGACUUGUUGCCAAUCUAGCACUCAGAUUCUUUGACCCUUUGAUGCCAACAGAUGAGCCAUUAACAAAAAGUGACAGAAACAAAUUGGAAUCGUCGCUUAGAAGCACUGAUACCUUUGAUCCUUUAUCUGAUCAAGGUGGUCUUCACUGCCUUGAUGUGUUCAGGAGAAGUCUCUUGCGCACAGGGCCUCAACCAGCACCAAGAAUUUGGAUCAAACGCAGGUCUAAUAAUAGAGUUGCUGACAAACGGCGCCAGCAACUGAUACAUUGUGUCACAGAGCUUAAGGAGGCUGGAAUCACAUUCAAGAAGAGGAAGACCGACCGCUUCUGGGACAUCAAAUUCAAGGAUGGUAUUCUGAGAAUGCCACGGCUCUUGAUCCACGAUGGCACAAAGUCUUUGUUCCUCAACCUCAUUGCUUUUGAGCAGUGCCAUCUAGAUUGUAGCAAUGACAUUACUUCUUAUGUGAUCUUCAUGGACAACUUGAUCAACUCUCCGGGGGACGUAGGGUACCUUCAUUACUGUGGGAUAAUUGAGCACUGGCUUGGAAGUGAUGCUGAAGUAGCCGACCUGUUUAAUCGCUUAUGCCAAGAGGUAGUAUUUGACAUCAAUAACAGUUACCUUUCACCAUUGUCAGAGGAUGUGAAUAGGUAUUACAACCACAGAUGGAACACUUGGUGUGCAAGCUUGAGACACAAUUAUUUCAGCAAUCCCUGGGCCAUUAUUUCUUUGGUUGCUGCUGUUGUAUUGUUGCUGCUCACCUUUGCACAAACAUAUUAUACUAUAUAUGGAUAUUACAGACCACCACAGUAAGUGUCAUUGCAGGGUCUUACAUUUUAUGUUUAUCAAUUCAUUUCUAGCAUUGUCCCCAUUUCUUAAGAGAGUGAGUAUGUGUGUUGGGCCUCGAGACUAGCCUGGAAAACUGUGGAAGAUUGAAAUCUGAUUGAUUUGUGGCAGAGUGAGUAUUUGUGUUUGGCUAUUACAACCUCCAUUUGUGAUUAUUCACAUGCUUGGGAAACAAUAUUGGUUGAAUACAUCUUUUUUAGGUUUGGCAAGUUAGAAAACUUAGGCUUCAUUUAUGCUGUUUAUAAUAAAAUGCGGGAAACAGAUUACUCAGUUAGUCAGUUGCAUCAUAUUUAAGGGUUCUUGAGAAGCAAAUGAAUAACAAAAUACAACGUAAAAUAUAUAUCAGUAUAACCCCAUUGCAAUUUGCAAAUAUAAUAAUGAGGGGAUUCCUUGUCCACAAGCUUUGUGUCUGAUUUUCGUUAUUACACUAUGAAAGGACUAUCACUAAGGGGAAAGGAGAAUGUAAAGGACUUCAAAAACCCCAAAUAUUCCCCAAAGCUAAAACAUUACUGGGGCGUCAAAACUUCCAAAGAUGUCCAAACAAUUGCUCACUUGGAA